GAUCACCAAAUCGCAAUACAACCUUGUUUGUGUACGCCUUCCGUCGGCCUAUGACAAGGUGAAAAGGCGUUACAAAGGCACGACCAAAGUGCAACGUUUUCGCUAUCACAGCAUGUGAUAACACAAUACCUAUAAUCCCAUGAAAGUAGUUCAGAUAUGUUUGGACCUUGGGUCCGUCGUCCGCAAGGAGUGCAGCAGCAGGCUCGGCAUAGGCCAACAGUUAGGCUUGCGCUUCAACACAGGUGGCGUCGACUCUCUCCGCCAACUUUUACGUGAGCACCGUCAAAGUCUUGUAACAAAUGAAGCUGACAACGGCGAGAAGUCUGCGACGGCUUGCCUUCCGACGCCCGACGGCAUCUCAGACUCGGGGAAUGCCGCCCAUCACAAUACUAGUAUCAAGCUUACUGGAGAUGAAUCCCUUAUAUCCGGCAGCUGUGGUGUCUUAGCGGACAGCUGGAGCUCCAGUAGCGGCCGCAACGAUGAGGGUCGCAAUAGUCCUCACCCAUCGGCGAGCCUCAUCAAGGACCUGCUUCGCAUAUUCACUCGCAAAGUACCUGGGGGCCUGGUUCCGGACGAACUCGUCCGCGGCUUCAUGCAGGUCAGCCGUCCGUAUACAGGCCUACUCGGAGCUGCGGAGCCCCCAGGAGCGCUUGGCGUUCUUCCGCCUGGUCACCGGCGAGAUGGGCCUGUCGGCGGUUCCCAGUCCCCGAGGUGAUCUCCGCGGUGCGGCUGUGGGACACCGCCGCCAGCCGCAGGGCCGCUGUUGCUGCUGCGGGUGCUGGUGCCGCCGGUGGUGCGCCUGCGUGUGAUGCCACUGCGGAGGCCGCGCAUGGGAGCGCCGCCGCGCAGGGGGGCCCGCCUGCCGCAUGCAACACUGCGGCCUGUUCCCCCCCACCCGCCGCUGCCGCCUCUGCUGCACCUGCCGAGGACGUCCUCCACGCCGCUGACGCCGCGGCGCUGUACCGCGCAGCCGACCGGCUGGGGGGCGCCUGCAGGCCGCUGUACACGCAGCUCUUCCUGCCCGUCAGCCAGGCGCCGGAGGGUUUGAAGUUCCUGGUUGACAUGCGCGCUGACCUGCU
Messenger RNA from Astrephomene gubernaculifera, 1079 nucleotides. The record is from the annotation of a GenBank genome assembly. Lineage: Eukaryota; Viridiplantae; Chlorophyta; Chlorophyceae; Chlamydomonadales; Astrephomenaceae.